Messenger RNA from Nycticebus coucang (slow loris), 3821 nucleotides. RefSeq names its product zinc finger protein 260-like. Lineage: Eukaryota; Metazoa; Chordata; Mammalia; Primates; Lorisidae. The coding region runs from base 161 to 2404 and encodes 747 amino acids. Gene Ontology annotation, molecular function: RNA polymerase II cis-regulatory region sequence-specific DNA binding; DNA-binding transcription factor activity, RNA polymerase II-specific. The transcript has 5 exons. Gene Ontology annotation, biological process: regulation of transcription by RNA polymerase II. The record is from RefSeq and is a predicted model, not a curated record. Gene Ontology annotation, cellular component: nucleus.
GUGCAGUCCACCACAUUUUCCUCCUGCUUGCGCCUUCUUUGUGGGUGCCGAGAGUUCGUACUUUGGUGAGGGCUGUGGGAAGUAGACCUCUGCACGGCUUGCGGACCAGCAUAGAGCUUAUCCUUUACAGUUGUCCAUACUCUUCCAAGAGCAGCAGAAAAUGAACCUGUCUCAGGCAUCAGUGUCAUUCAAGGAUGUGAAUGUGGAAUUCACCCAGGACGAGUGGCAACAAAUGGGGCCUGCCCAGAGGAAUCUCUACAGAGAUGUGAUGCUGGAGAACUACAGCAACCUAGUCUCAGUGGGAUAUUGCAUUUCUAAACCCAAAGUGAUCUUCAGGUUGGAGCAAGGAGAAGCACCUUGGUCCUCAGAAGAGGAAUUCUCAAACCAGACUCACCCAAUUUUAGAAGAUUACAGAGAUGAUGAUCUGAUGAAGAGGAAUAAGAAAAUCAAAGACAAAUACCUACAGCAAGGAAUAUUUGCCAAAAAUAAAAUACUGAGUAGAGCAGAAGUAUGUAAUGACACAAUAGCAACCGGGGAUAAAUCUUUAGAAUAUCAUGGUAAGAAAUCCUACCAAACAUCAGCCCACAAAGUACACCAGAGAAGUCACUCAGAGGUAAUAGCUGAUAAAUGUAAAGAAGUUGGGAAAUCUGUGUGUAAGAAAGGACCUCUCAUUCAACAUCAGAAAACUCAUACAGGAGAGAAACUAUUUGGAUGUAAUGAAUGUGGAAAAACUUUUCGCCACAAGUCAAGACUCACACUACAUCAGAGAAUUCAUAGUGGGGAGAAACCUUACCAGUGUAAUGAAUGUGAAAAGUCUUUUUCUCAAAAGUACCAACUAAAUGAACAUCAGCGAACUCACACAGGAGAGAAAACAUGUAAAUGUAAUGAGUGUGGGAAAUCAUUCUCUCAGAAAGGAUAUCUUGUUCUACAUAAGCGAACUCACACAGGAGAGAAACCAUUUGAGUGUAAUGAAUGUGGAAAAACUUUCUCCGCGAAGGUAUCCCUCAAUGUGCACGAGAGAAUCCACAGAGGAGAAAAACCCUAUAAAUGUAAUGAAUGUGGGAAAACGUUUGUCCAUGGAUCAGCUCUCAAGGUACAUCAGAGAAGUCACACAGGAGAGAAAACAUGUAAAUGUAAUGAGUGUGGGAAAUCCUUCUCUCAGAAAGGGUAUCUUGUUCUACAUGAGCGAACUCACACAGGAGAGAAACCAUUUGAGUGUAAUGAAUGUGGAAAAGCUUUCUCCUUGAAGUUACACCUCAGUGUGCAUGAGAGAAUCCACAGAGCAGAGAAACCCUAUAAAUGUAAUGAAUGUGGGAAAACGUUUGUCCAGAGAUCAGCUCUCAAGGUACAUCAGAGAAUUCACACAGGAGAGAAACCAUAUGAAUGUAGUGAAUGUGGACGAUUAUUUGCCCAGACGUCAGCUCUCAGGGGACACCAGAGAAUUCACAGCGGAGAGAAACCCUAUGAAUGUAGUGAAUGUGGAAAAACUUUUCGCUUGUCAGGAGCACUUAAAGAGCACCGUAAAGUUCACACAGGGGAGAAGGCCUUUCAGUGUAAUGAAUGUGGAAAAGUUUUUGGCUACAAGUCAAAUCUCACAGUACAUCAGAGAAUUCAUAGUGGAGUGAAAUCUUACCAAUGUAAUGAAUGCAAAAAAUCCUUUUCUCGAAAAGACCAGCUGAUUCUACAUAAGAGAAGCCACACCCAAGAGAAACCAUUUAAAUGUAAUGAAUGUGGGAAAUCUUUUGCCCAAACAUCAGCCCUCAGAGUGCAUCAGAGAAGUCACACUGGGGAGAAACCAUAUAAAUGUAAUGAAUGUGGGAAAAAAUUUAUCGCUAAGGGAAACCUUAUGUGUCAUCUGAACAUUCAUACUGGAGAGAAACCCUUUCAGUGCAAAGAGUGUGGGAAAAGUUUUGCCCACAAAUCAAACCUUGCAUCACAUCAGAAAACUAGCCACACAGAAAGGAAACGAUUUAAAUGUAAUGAAUGUGGGAAAUCUUUUACCCGAACAUCAACCCUCAAAGUGCAUCAGAGAAGUCACACUGGGGAGAAACCACAUAAAUGUAAUGAAUGUGGGAAAAAUUUUUUCACUAAGGCACGGUUUAGGGAUCAUCAGAGAAUUCAUACUAGAGAGAAACCCUUUCAGUGCAAUAAGUGUGGGAAAUGUUUUGCCCAGAAAUCAACCCUUGCAUCACAUCAGGAAAAUCACAGUGUGAAGAAAACUUACCAGUGUGAUGAUUGCAAAAAAAUUUUCUCUCGAAAAGACUAUCUCAUUCUACAUCAGAAAACCCACAUGCAAAAGAACCUGUUUAAAUGUAAUGAAUGUGGGAGACAAUUUCCCCGGAAGUCAACCCUUAUUGAUCAUCAGAGAAUUCACCCUGGGGUGAAACCAUUUAAAUGUAAUUAAUGUGGGAGAAAAUUUAACUGGAAGUCUACCCUUAGUAAUCAUCAGAAAAUUCAUACAGGGUAGAAACCCUUUCAGUGCAAUACGCAUGGGAAAACUUUUGCCCAGAAGUUUAGGUUUAGAGUACAUCAGGAAAUUCACAGCGUUGUCAAAUCUUAUGAAUAAAACGAAUAUGGGAAAUUAUAUAAGUCAGCCCUAGAUGCAUAUGGGGGAGUUCAGGGAAUGGAAAUACCGUAUUGAUGUAAUGACUGGAAAAUCCUCUUAUGCAAAGAGCACCUCAUGUGAUAUCAGAGAUACUCAUAAGAACAACCGUUUGGAGGUAGUAUAAGAAGACAGUCCCAGAAAUGAACACUCAGCAGUACAUUAGAGAAUUCACAUAGGCAAGAAACCUUAUGAAUAUGAAUAUAGGAAGGAUUUUGUACAAAAGGUAACUCACAGAGUAUGUCAGAGAGGAUACCCACAAAAAGUAAGGUCUAAGAGAACAGAGGUCUUCUGAAGGAGACCCCAAGGAUACACCUGUAAGUUCCUCCCUGUGAUGACUCAGCUCCUCAGAAUUUGUAAAAACUUAACUUCCUUGGACCUGGAGCCUGAAGCUUGCUUCCUCUUCUGUGAAAGCCUGCAAUUCUGUAAAAGGCAGAACCUGCUCCUCCAGCUUGAUUCAACCUGGCCAAUGAAAAAGGAUAAAAAGGCGAAGACUGAGGCAGUUGGGGAGCAUGGCCAUUUUGAAUUCUUCUAUGCCUUGCUCUCCUGAAAUAAAUUUGUAAAAUGCAAUAAUUUGGUUGUUUAGAUUGUUUGGGAUACCUAGUCUUUGUCAAGGAAUAAGAUUCUUGCCUUUUAAACCUUUUAAUUAUCAGUUUAGCCAAGUGAAUAAUUUACUUUAUAGUAAACUGCGAUCCUGUUUUGUGAAAAGUGGUUUUUUGAGAGUAUGAAAAAUUAGAAAGGAAAGGAAAAUGGCAUUAUGUAUGAAAGGAUUUCGUGUGGUAAAUUUUGUGCUGAAACAGAACAGUUAUUUAAGAAAAUGAGACCAAGGCAAACCAGACAAUUUAGAAUGUUUGUUAAUUGUGCAGGAUUGAAUAAGGUUCAUAAAAGGAAAUUUGUGAAGGAAUUUGCAUGGGAUCCAGUUGAUUACGUAUUGAUUGCCUUUAGAAUCUUUUUGCUUGUAAUCUUAUUUGAACAAAUGUUUUAAGCCUUUGAUAUUUGAGAAAACUUCCAAAAUACUCUAAAUUGAGUCUUUUUGAAAUAUUAAGACCACUGAAAGUCUGAGAAAGACAUAUUAGGCUUAUUUGAUAUGUUAAAAAUGUAUAGGAAAUAUUAUCGAAUAUGAAAUGGUGAUUAAUUUUCUGUGGAUUAUGUUUAUAUGUAUGUUCCAAUGAUAUAAAAUAUUGGUCUGUCUUAGUGUAUGUUGUCUGCAAUAAUUUUU